Molecule: messenger RNA, 2664 nt
Organism: Penicillium canariense
Lineage: Eukaryota; Fungi; Ascomycota; Eurotiomycetes; Eurotiales; Aspergillaceae
Gene: glpV
Product: glycogen phosphorylase
Exons: 8
Coding region: 1-2664 (887 amino acids)
Biological process (GO): glycogen catabolic process
Cellular component (GO): cytoplasm
Molecular function (GO): glycogen phosphorylase activity; pyridoxal phosphate binding
Source: RefSeq, a predicted model, not a curated record
AUGUCGUCAUCGGAGCCAAAGGAGCCAACGGAGCCACGUCGUGAGCGCAGACCCUCCGUUGGAACUCCCAUCGCCGACCUCCAGGGGCCUGUCGGACCGGGGUUCAGUCGUCCCAAGCAUAAGCGCACGUUCACCGGCUUCGGCCCGGCUGAGAUCAAGAGCGUGGAAGCGAGCAUUCCGGAGGGGCUCCAUGAGGCAUGGCGGAAGCAUUCGGCGACCGAGUUUACGACCAAGGAUGAAUUUGCGAAAGAAUUCGUGCGCCACAUCGAGACAACCCUUGCGCGUUCUCUGUACAAUUGCGAUGAACUGGCGGCCUACUCGGGUACGGCGCUGGCGUUCCGAGACCGGCUAAUCAUCGAGUGGAACCGGACCCAGCAGCGGCAGACAUUCACGGACCAAAAGAGAGUCUACUACCUCUCUCUUGAGUUUUUGAUGGGCCGGGCCCUGGACAAUGCCAUGCUGAACGUCGGCAUGAAAGAUGUCGCUCGAGAUGGCUUGGCGGAUCUGGGUCUCCGGAUUGAGGACGCGAUCACCCAGGAGCACGAUGCGGCACUCGGCAACGGCGGUCUGGGUCGUCUGGCAGCAUGCUUUUUGGACAGUAUGGCGACGCUGAACUACCCAGCGUGGGGUUAUGGCCUGCGGUAUCGCUACGGAAUUUUCAAGCAGGAGAUUGUCAAUGGGUAUCAGAUGGAGAUUCCGGAUUACUGGCUUGACAAUAACCCAUGGGAGUUCCCUCGACACGAUAUCACCGUGGAUAUUCAGUUCUACGGCCACGUGGCGAAGUAUCAGGAUGAGAAUGGCAAGGUUUGCAACUCCUGGGAAGCAGGCGAGACGGUCCAGGCCGUUGCCUAUGAUGUUCCUAUUCCUGGGUACGGCACGAAGACCACCAACAACCUCCGUCUGUGGUCCAGCAAGGCGAGCAGUGGGGAGUUCGACUUCCAGAAAUUCAAUGCAGGAGAUUAUGAGAGUGCAGUGGCAGACCAGCAGAUUGCUGAAACUAUCUCUGCCGUCCUGUACCCAAAUGACAACUUGGAGCGAGGUAAGGAGCUUCGCCUCAAGCAGCAGUACUUCUGGUGCGCCGCCUCUCUUUAUGAUAUUGUGCGCCGAUUCAAGAAGACAAGGAGGGCUUGGAGCGAGUUCCCCGACCAGGUCGCAAUCCAGCUGAACGACACUCACCCCACACUGGCUAUCAUCGAGUUGCAGCGCAUCCUGAUUGACCUCGAAGGUUUGGAGUGGGAGGAGGCGUGGCGCAUCGUGACUGGAACCUUCGGAUACACCAAUCAUACGGUCCUCCCAGAGGCGCUAGAGAAGUGGUCUGUUCCAUUGAUGCAGAACCUGCUUCCUCGACACUUGCAAAUUAUCUACGAUGUGAACCUGUUCUUCCUCCAGUCCGUGGAGAAGCGGUUCCCCAAAGACCGGGAAAUGCUGUCACGGGUUUCUGUCAUCGAGGAAUCGCACCCGAAGAUGGUGCGUAUGGCGCACAUUGCAAUUAUUGGAUCCCACAAGGUCAAUGGUGUUGCUGAGCUGCAUUCGGACCUCAUCAAGACGACGAUCUUCAAAGACUUUGUGAAGAUCUAUGGGCCCGACCGUUUCACCAAUGUCACCAACGGGAUUACUCCGAGACGUUGGCUGCACCAGGCCAAUCCCUCACUUUCUGCCUUGAUUGCCGAGAAGCUUGGUGGUUAUGGGUUCUUAACUGAUCUGACCUUGCUGGAUAAACUGGAAGCCUACGUGGACGACAAAAUCUUCCGACAGGAAUGGUCUGACAUUAAAGCCAAGAACAAGUUGCGGCUGGCCAAACUCAUUAAGGAUUUGACUGGCUACUCCGUCAAUCCGAACUCCCUGUUUGACGUCCAGGUCAAGCGUAUCCACGAGUACAAGCGCCAGCAACUCAACAUCUUCGGGGUGAUCCACCGAUACCUUAGCCUCAAGGCCAUGACACCUGAACAACGGAAGAAGGUAGUGCCGCGGGUGUCCAUCUUUGGCGGCAAAGCUGCUCCUGGGUACUGGAUGGCCAAAUCGAUCAUCUAUCUCAUCAACAGCGUGGCAGCUGUGGUGAACAAGGAUGAGGAGAUUGGUGAUCUUCUGAAGGUCAUCUUCAUCGAGGACUACAACGUCAGCAAGGCUGAAAUCAUCUGCCCGGCUUCGGAUCUCAGUGAACAUAUCUCUACCGCUGGAACCGAAGCGAGUGGUACCAGCAACAUGAAAUUCGUGCUGAAUGGCGGUCUGAUUAUUGGCACAUGUGACGGAGCUAACAUUGAAAUCACCCGUGAAAUCGGCGAGCAAAACAUCUUCCUCUUCGGUAAUCUUGCCGAAGAUGUGGAAGAUCUCCGCCACCGACACUUUUACGGUGACUUCCAACUAGACCCGCUCCUGAAGCGUGUCUUCGACGCCAUUAAGGCUGGCACAUUCGGCGAUCCCGGGUCCUUUGCAUCCCUGCUGUCCUCUAUUGAGGAGCACGGCGAUUACUAUCUUGUCUCUGAUGACUUCAACUCCUACAUCACCACCCACGACAUGGUCGAUAAGGAGUUCCAGAAUCAGGAGGAGUGGCUAGCCAAGUCGAUUACCAGCGUUGCGCGCAUGGGCUUCUUUUCUAUGGACCGGGUGACUAACGAGUACGCGGAUAGCAUCUGGAACAUUGAGCCUCUUGAUAUUGAGGAUUAA